AUGGGGAAGACACCAGGCUGCGAGAGGAGGAGCUUUCACAGGUAUGACCUCCAUCUACCGAGUGGUUUGCAAGUCUGUCAGACAACCUGCCAGAGGACAACAGACAUCAUGAAUAUGAUUGUCUUCUUUCUUCUGGCCGUGCAAAUGCACAGUGUGGUGUCAGUGAAUCACUCUCUGCGGCAUAUCCAACUGGUGUACUAUCGAGAUUCAAAGCUCAAGCAGUAUGUUGACGAUGGUACUCUGGAUGGCCAAGACAUUUUCUUCUACAGGAGCAAGAACAGACAAGUAGAACCGGUUCAGGACUGGAUGAGAAAAAUCACAGCAGAAGAUCCUCAGUACUGGCAGAGAGAGACCAAGAAGGCUGUUGUUCGUGAGCAGUUCCUCACAAACAGAUUUGAAACUUAUUUGAAGGAUUUGAAUCAAACUGAAGGUGAUCAAGUUGCUGUGUGGUUUUCUGGAUGUAAAUGGAAUGAUGAGACUGAUGAGGUCACAGGUUGGUAUAUGGAAGACAUGGAAUUUACUGAAGACGAAAACCAAAUGAAGAGAUGGACCGCAGCAAAAGAUCAAGGGGAUCACAUCAAACUGAUCUGGGACGAUGACGAAGCUCCCCCAGACACCUUCAUGUUCGACAGUGAGGAGUGUCCUUCUUACUUGAAGAUGCUUGUGAGCAUCUUAACGAGAACAGAGCUUCCAAAGGUGUCCCUACUCCAGGAGACACCAUCUUCUCCGGCCAGCUGCAACGCAACAGGUUUCUACCCCGACAAAGCCGUCAUGUUUUGGAGGAAAGACGGCGAGAGGCUGCACGAGGGCGUGGACCACGGAGAAAUGCUCCAAGACGGAACCUUCCAGAUGUCUGUGGACCUGAACGUGACGGCCGACAUGGAGGGCAAGUACGAAUGUGUGUUUCAGCUGACUGGCGUCAAGGAGGACAUCGUCACCGAGCUGGAGAGCAGAAGCAUCCUGAGCAACGCGAGCGGUGAAGACCUCAAUACAACCAUCUCUGGUAAUAACAGCCAAGCAACCUCACGGCCGACCACCAUCACUAUCAGACCAACAACCAGCGGUACUUCCAAUGACAACCAAACUACUUUCUGGCCGAACACAACCAUUGAAGCAACCACCCGACCCAGUCUCAACAACCCGGAUGCCACCCCGCCAACUCCUGGUCACAGUAAGUCCACAGAUCAUCUGGAAGGUAAACAGACAAAGGGACAAUUUUAG
This is a messenger RNA of Nerophis lumbriciformis (worm pipefish), 1221 nucleotides long. RefSeq names its product H-2 class I histocompatibility antigen, alpha chain-like. Gene Ontology annotation, biological process: immune response. The record is from RefSeq and is a predicted model, not a curated record. Gene Ontology annotation, cellular component: external side of plasma membrane. NCBI's taxonomy places the organism in Eukaryota, Metazoa, Chordata, Actinopteri, Syngnathiformes, Syngnathidae.